This is a messenger RNA of Scatophagus argus, 1678 nucleotides long. It is a transcript of the gene bckdhb, whose product is annotated as branched chain keto acid dehydrogenase E1 subunit beta. The transcript is spliced from 11 exons. Bases 41 to 1219 code for a protein of 392 amino acids. The record is from RefSeq and is a predicted model, not a curated record. Lineage: Eukaryota; Metazoa; Chordata; Actinopteri; Scatophagidae. Gene Ontology annotation, biological process: branched-chain amino acid catabolic process; response to nutrient. Gene Ontology annotation, molecular function: catalytic activity.
UGAUUCCUCUUGCCCUUCCUGGUCAGCCAUAACAACAGCGAUGGCGGCUGCAGCACGGUUCUUCAUCCGAGGAGCAACCUCGAAACUUUCUAUCUCCAGUAUUGGCACCAGGGCUCAGAGCUCGUUCGGAGCCAAUCUGCUGAAAUUGUCGCCAGGCUGCAGCUCCCGUACAAAAACACAACGAAGACAUGCAGCGCACUUUACCUUCCAGCCUGACCCUGUCCAGACGCAGUAUGGUCCCACCCAGAAGAUGAACUUGUUCCAGUCUAUUACAAGUGCCUUGGACAACACUCUCGCCAGUGAUCCAACAGCAGUCAUUUUUGGGGAAGAUGUUGCCUUUGGUGGAGUAUUCCGAUGUACAGUGGGACUGAGAGACAAAUAUGGUAAAGACAGAGUCUUCAACACUCCCCUUUGUGAGCAGGGGAUUGUGGGAUUUGGCAUUGGUGUAGCUGUUGCUGGUGCUACAGCCAUUGCUGAGAUCCAGUUUGCUGACUACAUCUUUCCUGCUUUUGACCAGAUAGUCAAUGAAGCAGCCAAGUACCGCUACCGCUCUGGCAACUUGUUCGACUGCGGCAGCCUCACCAUUCGGGCUCCAUGGGGCUGCGUUGGCCAUGGAUCACUUUACCACUCACAAAGCCCAGAAGCCUUCUUUGCCCACUGCCCAGGGCUCAAGGUCGUAAUACCUCGUGGUCCUGUGCAGGCCAAGGGACUGCUCCUCUCCUGCAUCGCAGACAGGAACCCCUGCAUAUUCUUUGAGCCCAAGAUCCUGUACAGAGCAGCAGUCGAGCAGGUUCCUGAGGAGGCCUACACCAUCCCACUCUCGCAGGCCGAGAUUCUACAGGAAGGAAGUGAUGUCACCCUAGUUGCCUGGGGGACGCAGGUCCAUGUGAUGCGGGAGGUGGCCAGCAUGGCUCAAGAGAAGCUGGGAGUGUCCUGCGAGGUCAUUGAUCUGCAGACCAUCCUGCCCUGGGAUAUUGAAACUGUUUGUAAGUCAGUGGUGAAAACUGGGCGUUUGCUCAUCAGCCAUGAGGCACCAGUAACCGGAGGCUUUGCUGGUGAAAUCAGCUCUACAGUACAGGAGGAGUGCUUCCUUAACUUGGAGGCUCCCAUCACUAGGGUCUGUGGUUACGACACCCCCUUCCCUCACAUCUUUGAACCUUUCUACAUCCCAGACAAGUGGAAGUGCUUUGAAGCAAUCAAGAGGAUGAUCAACUACUGAACCCCUGUCAGAGCCAACUUCUUGUUGCCCUGAACUCCAUACUCGCUCCUUUUCCUCUUCAUUCAUCCAAUCAGUGGAGUGUAGCCAGGAAAAGACACUUUGUUGACCAUCCAAUCAGGAAGCAGCAACCAGAUGUCCCUCUGUGUCCUCCAGCUAAAAGACUGUUACAGUACCUCUGGAUGAGGGAACGUCAUUCUAUUGCAAGGCAAAAAUGACUUCAUCCACUCUAUAAGGUGAAACUCAACAAAAUGCAUAAUUUCAUUUCUUCUUAAAUAAGAGUUGGAUACUGCAGAGGUUUUUUUGGUUGAAUUUGUGACUAUCUGCUUUUCUGUGCUGUUACUUUUGAUUGAAUGUGUUUAACUGUGCUCUAAUCUUUAUUCAGUUUGGCAUGAACUGGUCCCGGUUGUACUAAUAUAAUGGAUCUUUGGUUUUUAAGGAAAAUAAACUAAUCAGAACUGA